AUGGCCUCCACCCAAGCCCUCAACGCCGCCUCCCAAGACCGCAAAGCCCGCCUCGCCCAGCUUAAAUCGCUCAAGCGCAAAGAACCCCCCUCCAACGACGACGAAUCCCAGCCCAACGCCGCCAAAUCCCCACGCCACGACGCUUCCGAAGAACCCGCAGAAGACGACACCUCCCACUACCUCUCCGGCCGCAACUACGACCCGCUCACCAAAUCCGCGCGCCUCGGCUUCGAGUCCGCCCCCUCAUCCACCGCGGAGACGCUCGAAGCCCGCGCCGCCAGCUUAGCGGCUGAGACGAAGAAAAAGAAAGAAGAGGAGGAAGCAGCGGAUAAGCCAUUAGAUUUGUUCACGCUGCAGCCGAAGAAGGCGAAUUGGGAUCUGAAGCGGGAUUUGGAGCGGAAGCUGGAGGUGUUGAAUGUGCGGACGGAGAAUGCGAUUGCGCGGAUGGUGAGGGAGAGGAUUGGGCGGCAGCAGAGGAAAGCGAGGGAGGUGGGGGUAAAUGGGGAGGGGGAUGGGGAGGCGGCGGGGAUUGAGGGGACGACGUUGGUGGAGGGGGCGAAUUUGAGGGAGGCGGAGGAGAGGGAGGAGGCGAGGAGGGAGAGGGAGGAGGAGGAGGAGAUUGGGGCGGAGUGA
Saxophila tyrrhenica is the source of this 633-nucleotide messenger RNA. RefSeq lists its product as uncharacterized. The transcript has a single exon. Gene Ontology annotation, cellular component: post-mRNA release spliceosomal complex; U2-type spliceosomal complex. The record is from RefSeq and is a predicted model, not a curated record. Lineage: Eukaryota; Fungi; Ascomycota; Dothideomycetes; Mycosphaerellales; Extremaceae. The coding region runs from base 1 to 633 and encodes 210 amino acids.